UGCGCCGAGGAGUCGGGAAAGGAGAUUUGGGGAAAAAAAAUACCUCAGAAGUCGGCAGUGGAAGUCAUCAUCUGGCUUUUGAAUGCUGGGUUUUUUUGUGAACAGCUCGUCAUGCGUGGCUACACUACACACAGUAAUCUUAUCCCGGGUUGACCGGCCUAGUGAUUUUUCCAGUAUAUUUCUUCAUACGGUGUGGUUUAACAUUAGGUCCACCGCUAGUGAGGCUCACAUCACUAGUAGCUGCAGGACACACACACACACACACACACACACUGGUGAGAGUGGUUUACGUUGUUAGCAAGCACCCCAGCCAUCCAGGUAGCUGACGGUAAAUGAAACCAUAUCUGAGGGAAGCUACUCCGGGGCCCGAGGCGACCACAACGCAGCGACUGUUCAACAAGCUACCAUAACACUAAGGGCUAACUUCGCCUCCUGGUCAGGAAACCACCGCCAGCUCGGCGCGGCUGCAGUGGACUUGCAUCAGAUGAAGGAGAAAUCCACUGCAGUCAGAUGAUUUUGAAACUUCAGCCGUUAUGUCUUCUGUGAAACUUGUGCUUCUGUGAAUGUGGCAGCCAUGGCUUCUCGCAAGGUACAUGAGCUACCAAGUGACACCAAGGAGUCACCUUCAGCCGCUCAACAGCUUCCCCGGUGUGGCCCUGAUGACAUUGUGGAGGAGCUUCAGCCAGAUACGACAAAUGUGACAGUGAAACCUCAAAAAUCUGGAAAAUUCAGGAGGACUGCCCUGACAUUUUUUGGAGUUCGUAAGAGUAUCUGUAUUUUACCAAGUUUCUUUGGAGGCAGGAGUAAAAAUCAGAACAAGUGGUCUUCUAAGAAAGGAAUCAGUAAAAGCAGAACACAUGAUGGGUUAAGUAAAGUUAGUCAUGAUGACAAUCUAAGAAGCGGGUUUGCCUCAGCUGGAGAUUUUGAGUACCACAGCCAGAGGGACGCUGCUGGAGAUCUCCACAGCAGCUGUCACAAUGAAUGUAGUCAUACCACUGCCGACCAGAAAUCACUGACUCUUGGGCGUCAGAGAAGGGGCCUGCGAAGUUUUUUUCACAGUUUUAAACAUCACAGAAACCAUAGAAAUGAUGGAUUGGAUAAAACUGAAAUGAUUGCAAUGUCUUCUCCUCCCUGCAAGAAAGAGGUGCCUGUUGUCCAGGACAACGCCCACAAGUUUGUCACAGAGUGCCUGGGAUCUGAACCAGAUGUGCCUGAUUUUGCAGAUGUUAUAUCCGAUAUUUUCACUGGUCCUGAAUGUAGUGAAGCAAUGGCACUAGAGAAGAGCUUGGAGAAAGAAAGCCCAGUAUCUGAGCUUGGAGAUCAGGUGUGUGACGGUCAACUGGAGGAAAUGAAGUUGAUGGCUAUGGUUUCCAGGGACUGUGAGGAGAUGCCUAGAGGUCUCAGCGAGCCUUGCCUAAAACUUCACUCGACGUCUGAGCCUGCAUUGAAGCCUGAAACUCCUACCGGCUCUUCGGAUCAGCUGAACCUGAUUUUUGGAGACGUUGCCUCAUUAAAGAGCUUCGAUUCACUCACUGGCUGUGGGGAUAUUAUUGCAGAUCAAGAAGAUGACAGCAUCACAGAGAGCACAGUUUCUGGUGAGAGGAGCAGAAAUGGAGGAAAGAGGGCCUCUUGUUAUCUUACCUAUCAGGGUGGCGGGGAAGAAAUGGCAUCACCAGAAGAUUUGGAUGAAUCGUGUCUUCAUGACUUUUGGGGAAAUACUGCUUCAGAGGAAAUGUGCUGCACUUGCAAUCCAGACCACACAGACGUAACUGCCGAGCUGACUAGUUCCCACAAUAUGGACUUGCUGAACAGCAGCAGUGCACAGCAGGCUGGUGGCAUAGACACUUCCUCAAUUGCUGAUGUCUUAACUCCUCAAAGUGAACAUCAAGAGUCAGUUCCAAACAGUGAUGAGGGAUACUAUGAUUCAAAUACCCCUGCGCCAGAAGAAGGGCAAGAAAAAUCUGACAGAUUAAGAAGCAGUAGAUUACCCAGGGACAGUUACAGUGGCGAUGCCCUCUAUGAACUUUUUGCACCUGAUGAGAGUCUCAUCAGUCCACAUUAUGAAAACAAAUCAAAGCUACCCACUUCUAAGCAGUGUGACUAUUUAAGUGAGGCACCAGAUGUGACAGAUUCUGCCUUUGUUCCAGAAAUGAGCAGAUUGCAAAUAAGUCCUGAACUGUACGAAGUUCAUGAUUUUCUAGAGAUGCCAAGCACAUGCAGUAAAUCCCCAGAGUCGGCGCAAAAUACAGUUGGCCGCCAAGAUCUCGGAGUCAAUAAAAAUUGUAAUUUGAUUUCAAAACCCCAAGCAUCAAUCAAUAAGAACAAUUUAGAACUGGAUAUAUUUAACAAAAAGGGAAAUGUGCUCUCUUCCACGGAAAAAAGAACAAAAUCCAAUGGUUUAUCGUGCAGUAGCACAUCUGACCCAGACUUUGAAACGUUUUGUGAAUCCAAAGAUCUUGAGGAAAACAAGCCCGUGGCUCUACCAUACAGAAAUAUCAAUUCUCAGUCUGAAGAUUGCAACGACUUGGAUGAUGGGCAAACUGUGUGUUUCUCACAGGCGCUUGUGGACUACACAAAACACGCUCAAAUGCUGAGUAACUUGCACAACAACUCGGACGGUUUGGAGACGAACUCUGCCUUCACUCCAAGCAUGGAGGCCUUACCCACCAUAGUCACAUUUGAUGUAGUGGAUAUGCAUAAUGAGGGCCAAUACGAUGAGCAGAUUCACAUGGAACUGGAGGAGGACAUUUCUUCACCAUAUCAGGAGUUUGAAGAAAGCUACCUACAAAAAGAUGCAUUUGCUGACUGUGAUUAUCAAAUGUUAGACCUUUAUGAACAGAAUCUGAUCAGUAAUACAUGGGCCGUUACUAGUCUCCCACGGCACCUAGGCCUUACAAGGGUUGGGCAGUCCGUGCCGAGCGCAUUGUCCCUAGACAGGAGAAGUAGGUCUCUGGAUAGAGAAAGCCUUGAGUUGAAGACACCUGAAAAUUGCAGAGAGAACCGGGCUACUAACAUUUCCUGUCCACAAACUGAUUCCUCACCAUAUUAUAAACCGAAUGUAGCCAUGUCGGCAUCUGAAGUUAGAGAUGGUAACAGCAUUAUGGCCUUAUCAUGGCAAACAAGGUCAGAAAUGGCUUUAAGUCUUCCUCAUACAGACGGGGAGAUCAAUCAAAAGCUCCAGAGCCUCAAUCAGACCCAAGUAAAACGCAAAAUAUUUUCUAGCUCAUCCAACAGUGAUUUUUCAAACAGUAAAGCCCCAUGUGCUUGCUCCAAUGUUUCAGACAGAUCAUGCUGUGAUUUCGUUUCACAGAACACAGAGCUUUACAAUCGGCAGUGUCAUCUUCCUCUGCAGUCGGAUUCUUGUUUACCUCAUGGCACCUUUGUUUACUCUGGAAGGAUGGACAAGGUAUCCGAUGAUAUUGAUGAUGAUGAUUUUUGUAAGCCUGCUACUAAUUUGCAAUCUUAUAAUCAAGGGAGACCAGUGGCUAGUGGGGAAGGUAUGUCCCAGACAGGGAGUCCUCUGAAUACAGGUGUGUCUAAAGAAGAAAUCCCCCCCAGGGAUGUGGCUUUCCCCGUGGCCUGCAACAAUCUUCCUGAGGCAAACUUUAACUGAGAAUCUUUCAGUCUACGUUUAAGAUCAAAUAUACACGUGCCAAUGAGUGCUUUUAUGUUUAUCCAAAGGAGUAAUUGUUGCAAAAUGCACAGCAGAUUCCUUUGAAAAUUGUUGUACACUGUGAUGAACAGAAAGAGGAACUGACUUUUGAAAUGUGGAGUGUGACAUACUGCGUCAGAUGUUCUGCGUUUGCACAUUAACAGUUGCUUUUUUGUACUUAACACAUCCGCAUAAAUUUGUCCACUGAUGGUAUUCAGGGGAGUAAUUGUUUCAUAUGCUUUGGGAAUGUUCACAGAUUUCAUCUCAUUAAGCUAUUAAUGUACUAGAAUGUUUAUACCCAUGUGUAGCCUCAGUCUCCAGGUAAUGACACACUUUAUUGGGUGGGUUUUCAUCAGCCUGGUUUCCAUUGUAAAGCUAAACACGGCUGACCAAGUCCUGUUUUGCCAGUUGCCUCCAAACACAUGAAUGCUUAUGCUUUAAAUAUCAGCUUAUGUUUGUGUUUGAGACCUCUUCACAGCCUCUUUGCCUAACUAAGGUUUACUUUAUCCUAUUGUGACAUUGAAAUUUAAUCUUUCAUUUCUUUAGCCUACUCUUUUGACUUCACCUCAAGAACAGUUCUUCCCCUGAACUCAGAACAGGAUUAUCAGGAAUAGAAAAUAUACAGAUGGACUGAUAGUUCUUGCAUGUCAACUUUAGCUGCCAUUUCAUUUACAUACUGUAGAUAGCUUUGCAAGGCAAAGCUGAUGUAUUUCCUUAGAACACUGCAAAUUUAGAUAGCCGGUUGUACGUAAGACACUGAAGAAAUAGUCUAAAAGUAGUAAAGAGUUCAGGAACCAAAAAAGCUGAAGUACUGGAUAGUCUCAGAAGUGUGUUUGAUGAGCAAAACAGACUUUAUUCUAUCCCAUUUCUGAACAGCUUGACUUUCUGUGAUGUGCAAACCUAUCAAAAUGUAUGCACUACAUAAUUGCAUUACUGUAAGCUAGUGGAACGAACAAGUUGUUUGAUUUUGUUUGGAUUUAAAAUGAAAAUGUCGAAAGAUGAACUAGUACUUUCACUAUGUCAUUUUCUUGUGAUUAUGUCAGUCAAAGCUUAAUCAGAUGUCAGAUGAUGUAGUUUUUUAUAGUGUAAUAUUGAACAAACGUCAAAGAAUUUGUAUUUAUAUUCUCAGCUAUUUGUAUUCCGAACUGAUAUUCUGAAUGGUCUCUAUUCUUUUUCAGUUCUGUUUUUUUUUUUUUUUUUGGUAUUUUUAUUUUUAGAGUUACAUACGUGUUACACUUGGGGAUUCUUCUUGAGAAUCUCUUACCGUUUUGUCAGAGUAGAAUGCCGCCUUACACAAAAAAUAAACAUGACGAAGUAACGUUGA
Molecule: messenger RNA, 4976 nt
Organism: Mugil cephalus (flathead mullet)
Lineage: Eukaryota; Metazoa; Chordata; Actinopteri; Mugiliformes; Mugilidae
Product: APC membrane recruitment protein 1-like
Exons: 2
Coding region: 575-3613 (1012 amino acids)
Biological process (GO): regulation of canonical Wnt signaling pathway
Cellular component (GO): plasma membrane
Molecular function (GO): beta-catenin binding; phosphatidylinositol-4,5-bisphosphate binding
Source: RefSeq, a predicted model, not a curated record